AUGCCUGGGUGCCCAGAGGGUGGACGAGGUGAUUCUGUUGUUUUGCCCCCUGACGAGGUAGGCGUGACGGUCAUUCUAGACCGCUGGGACACUAUGCCACAGGCGGCCAUCCCUGACCGCUUGACGGUAACGUGCAACCAACCGGCGGGCCGGUCUAAGAGGACCGCGGGGGCGCCAGGGCUAGAAUGGAGCAAGAUUUACCACUACUUAAGAUGCAUAUGCUGGUGUUCACCCUCGACGAACCAGUCGACACCAAACAAAACGACGACCGACAUCGAGACGGAUCACGCCCUAGCCGCAGAGGCCGACGUGAACGCCGUCUUGAAGACGGGCACCGUCAUCACCGCCAGGACGAAGCCGUCCGAUGGAUUUGACCCAUUCAGGCGAAACUACUACUGCAAAGUCGCCGCUCGCGCCACUCUUGAAGUGAACCCCUUGGAUGUCUGUCUGGAUACAGGCUGCUCGACCAUACUCGUUGAUAGGGACUGGCUGCGCCUCAACUUCUUUGAUGCUGAGUUGGCUAGAAUAGAGUCAAUAAACCUGGAUAGUAUCGGCUCGAAACUGGAGCUCAACGAAAAGGCGAUAUUCCCCAACAUCCUCUUCCCAGCUCAAGCCCAACAUGCUGUUGGCAACUGA
Chaetomium globosum CBS 148.51 is the source of this 636-nucleotide messenger RNA. RefSeq lists its product as uncharacterized. The transcript is spliced from 4 exons. The record is from RefSeq and is a predicted model, not a curated record. The coding region runs from base 1 to 636 and encodes 211 amino acids. Lineage: Eukaryota; Fungi; Ascomycota; Sordariomycetes; Sordariales; Chaetomiaceae.